AUGAACGUGUGCGUACUUUUGCUGUGCGUGUGUUGUGUGUGUGGAAUGGUGAGCUCUCAGCAGGCUACAACGUACUUGGUGAGCACCCCAAUGGCUUUGCAUGUGGAUGCGGUAGAAACAGUCCUGGUACAGAUGUUUGGGUUAACCCAGGAGGCCAAGGUGUAUGUCUUCAUUAAGACCUCCAUGGCACCAGACCAUCAGGUUCUGUCCCGUCAGAUGGUGACACUCAACAAUGAAAACCAGCAUCAAGCCAUCGCCUCCGUACGGAUCUUGUCAGGUCAGCUCGACCGCACCGUGGAUCAUGUCAUCCUUCAUGUCCAAUCGGCGCAGAUUAACCAGCAUGUGUCACUUCCUGUCAGCCGGCAAAAUGGCUUCUUGUUCAUCCAGACCGACAAACCUCUAUACACGCCUUUGCAAAGCGUAAAGGUACGCGCAUUUUCGCUCAACCAGGAGCUUCAUCCAGCCAAUCGCAGCGUCUUCCUCAGCUUCAAGGAUCCUGACCAUCAGACUGUGGAUGUGCGGGAGAUGUUGGACCUGAACAACGGGAUCCCGUCCCUACAGAACCCCUUCAAAAUCCCCAUCAGACCAAAGUUAGGAAUCUGGUCCAUUGAAGCCUCAUAUUCGGACCCCUUCAGCACAAAAGCUACAACACACUUUGAGAUUAGAGAAUAUGUUCUCCCCAGUUUCUCCAUCGUAGUACAGCCAAGAGUUAACUACAUCAGCUCCAGUAACUUCCGGCACUUCUGCUUCAAAGUGAAGGCCAGCUAUCUUCAUGGUGCACCAGCAUCUUUUGCUGAAGUCUUCCUACGCUUUGGCUAUGUGGGCCAGAAGGUUCCUCCUGUUAUCAUCCCAAACUCUGUGACCAGAGAGAGAUUAUCAUCAACAGGGGAGGUGGACGUCUGUGUGAACAUGGAAGAGAUUUUGUCCAGACAUGAUGGACCCAAAGACCUUCACGCUCUCAUUGGGAAGUUCUUGUAUAUUGCUGUGCUGCUAGAGGAGGAAUAUGGUGGGAUCAGCCAAGAGGCGGACUUUUCAGCAGUUAAAUUCGUCAAAUCACCAUACACUUUAUCCCUGGUGUCUACGCCCCCUUUUAUCAAACCAGGACUUCCUUACAAUGUGCAGGUAGUGGUGAAAGACCACUUGUUGCAAGUGGUGAGCCAGGUUCCAGUGCAGGUGUCCGAGCAGCACGUCUGGAGUUCUAACGGCGAACUGGACAUGAACUGGUGUCCUGAGCACGCUGUCACUCAAUCAGAAGGCCUCGCCAUCUUUGCCUGUAACACGCCCGCUACCGCAGUCAAGGCUUCUCUCACGAUUGAGACAUCGGACUCAUCCCUCCCGGCUGAGAGUCAGGCUCGUCUUGUUCUCACGGCAGUGGCGUACCAUUCUCCGAACCGUCGCUACCUUUACAUCGACCUGCCGUUUUCCCGCCAGCCACUUAAGGUGGGCCACUUCGCCAACAUCAAGGUGUACUCGUCCACUCCAGACUACGUGCCCAUCAAUGCGCUCAGCUUUAUGGUGCUGUCAAAAGGCAAGGUGGUCCACUUCGGCAGCCGCAGGUUGGUUGCUGGGAGCAAUACUGAGCAAAUGCUUAGCUUCCAGGUGACGGAAACCAUGGUGCCGUCCCUGCGCCUGCUUGUCUACUACAUCCUUCAUGGCGAGGGCACAUCCGAGUUGGUGGCUGAUUCUGUGUGGCUGAAAGUAAACGACGCCUGCGUCAACGGACUGCAGACUGAACUGUCAUAUAAGAAGUAUGACUACAGGCCGAAGAAUGACCUCAAGUUAGACAUCAGAACCAAUCAGGAAGGCCUUGUGGCACUCUCUGCUGUGGAUUCUGCACUCUUCCAGCUGUACCCUAACUACAAGGACCCUGUUACCAUGGUUUUGCAUCACAUCGAGCAAAGCGACCAAGGCUGCGGAGGCGGCGGUGGCAAAGAUGCAGCAGAUGUCUUCCGAUUGGCCGGCCUAAGCUUUAUUACCAACGCCAAUGCACAGCCAGCAACUAGCGGUUCGGCAUGCACAGCAGCCGUGAGAGGCAAACGAGCCCUGACGGAAAAGAUGAAAAAAGAGAAAGCCGCAUUGUUUGGGCCCCUGAAGCCGUGCUGUGAGCAUGGCAUGAAGUACAUCCCCAAGAGCGUGACUUGCCACCAUUUUGCCCAGCAGACCAUCCGCCGUAUUCGACAUCAUGAGCAAUGUCGUCGUGUAUUCACAAAGUGUUGCGAGUUCAUCCAGCAGCACUUGGACCAGGACCAGAAUCUCAUCCUGGGACGCCAUGACAUGGGGGCUAAUUUUGAUGCAGCGCCCUCUCUGGUUAGGAGUUUCUUUCCUGAGAGCUGGCUGUGGGAAAUCCAGCCCACCAGAGGAGCUCAGAUGUCAGUCACUAGAACACUUCCUGACUCUUUGACCACUUGGGAGAUGCAGGCCAUCGGAAUGUUCAGGAAUGGUAUCUGCGUGUCUGAUGCUGUGCGUGUGUCAGUGCAAUUGCCGCUCAGCGUGGAUGUGCCGCUCCCAUACCAGGUGAUCCGCGGCGAGCAGCUGGAGCUGAGCGGUUCCGUGUACAACCAGCAGGCAGAUGACAUCACGUACUGCGUGAUGCUGACGGUCGGACCACAGGUGUGUCUGCUCCAAUCCAAACCAGACACCACUGACGCAGGGCUGUUUUCCACUGUCUGCCAAUGGAACUUGCUGCCUGCAAGGGGAGUUGCCAAGGUUGCGUUCACCCUCAUGGGUCUCGAGGCCGGAGAACAUACACUAAAGUUCACCCUGAAGACUCAGAGUCGUGGAACACAGGACAUCAUGGAGAAGAAACUGCGGGUGGUGCCCGAGGGAGUGAAGACAGAAGAAUAUUCUGGAGGCAUACUGGACCCGCAGGGAGUCUAUGGUUCUGAGAAACUGACAGUGAUGCUGAAGAACCUGCCACCUGCCAACUUGGUUCCCAACACAGCCGUGGAAAGAAUGGUGAUGAUAAAUGGUGAAAUUCUGGGAGACAUUCUGGCAGUGGUGCUAGAACCUGAAGGACUUCGACAGCUUGUCAAUCUUCCUGGUGGCUCACUGGAAGCUGAGCUGAAUAGGGUCCUCCCUCUGGCUCUCAUUUACCAGUACCUGGAGGCUACCCGGACCUGGGAUGCCCUGGGCGUAGACAUCCAGAAAAACUCAGCCCAAAUGAGAGAGAAAAUCAAAGAAGGACUGGUCAGCAUCUCUUCUUUCCGACGUGGAGAUUCCAGUUACAGCAUGUGGACUAAGAGAGAAGCCAGCACCUGGCUGACAGCAGCGGCAGUUCGGACUUUGGCUUCUGUGGACCCGGUGGUCCAGGUGCAGCGCCAAACUUUGUCAGAAUCUGUGUCUUGGCUGAUACAGAACGCUCAGAAUGGAGAUGGCUCUUUUUCCGACACAUCCUCUUUCAGAGCCAACAAAUUCAUGGAAAGUAUAGCCGAGGGGGAGGAGCCAGUGCAGCGCUCGCUGUACCUGACGUCGUUUGUCCUCAUCGCUCUACGUCGGGCGACCAGCAUCAGAGAACGGCAUCUGCAACUAAAGUUCCAAGAUGACAGCAUGAGGUCCGCUGCCAACUUCAUUUCCCAGCAUGCCUUGACGGUGAAAAGUGUGUACGUGCGGGCGCUAGCCACGUAUGCGCUGACACUUUACGACCCAAAUGACCCUACCUGUGUCACACUAAUCAAUGACAUUGAGAGGGUGGCCAGGCAGAAAGGACAUCCAGCUACGCUCAGGUACUGGCAGGAGUCUGGCGCAUCAUCGGAUUGGCUAAGACCCGACCAAUCGAGUGGCCUGACAGUGGAAACGACAGCAUAUGUGCUCCUCAGUAUGUUGCUGAAGGGCCGGAUCCAAUACGCUAAGCCCAUUGUGUCUUGGCUGACCCAAGAUCAACAUUACGGAGAAGGAUUCUACUCUAUGCCGGACGCAGUUCUGACUCUGGAGGCGUUGACUGAGUAUAGUCGGGUGGUUCCACGUGCCGUCCUUGACCAGGAUAUCACUGUCCGCUACCGACACAAAGGAACGUUAGCUCAGGUCCACCUGAGCACCAUACGCCCAGUGGCUACGCCCAUCCAGGUGUUGAAGACUGAUGACAUGACCGUUUCUACGGGAUUCGGAAGGGGUGUGUCAAGCAUCAAGAUGAAGACGGUCUACUACCAGACCACAGCACCCUCUCACAACUGUAACUUUGACCUUAGCGUCGAGAUGAUUGGUGCGGAUGCAGAAGCCAGUCCCAGGAUACAUGAACCGUACCUAUCUGCAUGUGCCAAGUAUAAGCCUCCUCCUAACGAGCUAGCGAUGGAGUCAACGAUGACUGUGAUGAAGAUCCAGCUGCCUACCGGCAUUGAGGCGCGCAUAGAGGACCUGAGACAAUUCCGAGAUGCCAUGGAGCCUAUCAUUUCACAUUAUGAGCUUCAGGGUAACACUGUCCUCAUCCAGAUGGACUCUGUUCCGUCCGACAUGUUUUUAUGUGUCGGCUUUCGGAUUCGCAUUGGCUUCAAGGUGGGUGGAGCCAGCGAGUCCCUGUUGACUGUUUUUGAGCCUCAGGACAAAGGAAGUUUGUGUAGCAAACACUUCUCCUACAAAGAGCAGAAGUUGCAGCGUCUCUGUGUGGCUAACCAGUGCCAGUGCAUGACAGCUGCGUGUGCGACCUACAGAGCCGACCCCGACUUGAGCUUGACUUCUGCCAAACGCCGCCAGGAAACAUGUCAGCCACACAUCAAAUAUGCUUUCAAACUGCACGUCAAGUCUUCUAAAAUAGAGGGAGAUUUUGUGACCUUCACAGCCUCCAUACACGAAGUCCUCAAGAAUGCUAAUCCAGCUUUUGAAUCAUUGGGUUCUGGCUCGGAGGUGGAGCUCAUCAAGAAAAUAACGUGUAAUCUGGUCCAUGUGGAGAUUGACCACCAGUACCUGCUGAUAGGAUCCAGCGGGUCUGAGGUCCAAGCAGGCCACAUCUCCAGGUUUCGCCUUCCUUUGGAUGCUGAUGCCACCCUGGAGCCCUGGCCCACCCAAAGCGGCGGACCGAUUUCCUCAGCACAAAGUGCUAUCUUGGACGAGUAUGCCUUGGACCUGCAACUCUUCAGCUGUUGA
Nerophis lumbriciformis (worm pipefish) is the source of this 5076-nucleotide messenger RNA. The record is from RefSeq and is a predicted model, not a curated record. Lineage: Eukaryota; Metazoa; Chordata; Actinopteri; Syngnathiformes; Syngnathidae.